Messenger RNA from Carica papaya (papaya), 1341 nucleotides. RefSeq names its product bromodomain protein (DUF761). The record is from RefSeq and is a predicted model, not a curated record. NCBI's taxonomy places the organism in Eukaryota, Viridiplantae, Streptophyta, Magnoliopsida, Brassicales, Caricaceae.
UCAAAGGAAAACCCUUCGUCAUUUCACCAUCCAUCUUCUUAAUCCACAUGUUCACAACUCGGUCUCUCUCAUUAUCUUCCUGUACCGGCUCAGUCUCUGCUCGUCAUCCCUCGACCAUCCCUGUAAAUCUAAACCCUACCUCUCUCUCUCUCCCUUCUUCCCUCCCUCUGAAUACACAGCUACCAAAACCAUCAUGGACGAAUCACUGGCAACAAUGCCCUCAAUCUGGGCUUCCAUGUACAGCUGGUUUACCCCCACCGUCCUCUUCGUCUUCCUCAACUUAAUGAUCGGCACCAUUGCCAUCACUUCCAGCUUGGCUUCUCACAAGUCCGGCGGCCAAAAACACCACCAGAACGAAGAGCUUCACCGAUCUCCAUCUUUGUUGCAGAGAGUCAAGUCAAUCAACUUGUACGCCUACAAAUCUCAAGAUCCCAUCUCCGCAGCUUUCCAAAGUUCACCUGAAAUCCAUACCCAUUUCACUGUUCAGCAAACUCCCGAACCAACACCGCCCAAUCAACAGUCUUAUGUGUAUAGAUCUCCAUCUGUGCUGCAAAGGCUUAAAUCCUUCAAUCUCUAUAAUUACAUAUCUCAAGAACCCACCACCGACAUUACUCAAGAAACAGACACCCAGUACACUACCCGAGUAGCAGAGAAGGAAACCGAAGAAGAGGAAUUGGGAAAACGAGAGGAAGCAAUCAAAGGUGAAGAAGAAGAAGAUGAUGAAGGAGAAGAAGAAGAAGAAGAAGAAGAAGAAGAAGAAGAAGAAGAAGAAGAAGAAGAAGAAGAACAGAGUCUUGAUGAAAUAUACAGUAAAUUGAAGGGUAUUCAUGUUACGAGAUCAAACUCCGAUACCCAACCAUCUUCAGGGUUGAUGCCUCAAAAGCUGCCAAAGAAGAUGAAGAAAUCUGCAAGCACGAAAUCAGCUUUUGCUCAUUUUAAGGAAAACGACAUCGUUGAAGCUCGAAGACCAGCUACCACGAGAGAAACCAAGCCUAAAAAAAUCACAGAAGAUGAAGACGAUGAUGAGGUGGAUGCAAGGGCUGAUGAUUUCAUCAACAGGUUCAGACAGCAACUGAAGUUGCAGAGGAUUGAUUCCAUUAUGAGGUACAAGGAAAUAAUCUCUGGAGGUAACGGAAAAUGAAAGAAAAGAAAAAACAAGAAAAAAGAAAAGAAAAGAAAAGAAAAUUGUUCUUCGCCUUUUUUUUUUUUUUCUUUUUUAAAUAUAUAAAUAUAUAUAUAUAUAUAUUUUUCUGGAAGAGUUGUAUGAUGAUUGUAGAUCUGCUACUGGAGUUGUUGACUGGAAGUAUGUGUUGAGAAAUAUUGAGCCCUAAUUUUCUGGAA